ACCACAACUCCGACGAGAACGAGGGGGAAACUCUGCUCAAUGAGAAGUUAGUCUUGAAGUGUGUGAAACCCUGGAAAGAUGGCUGCGGAGAGUGGAAUUCCAGUGCCCAAACCGGGCCAAGGAGAACCUAUUGUCUUCUUUGACAUUACCUUGGGAGGUGAACCAUUGGGCCGAAUCAAGAUGCAUCUCUUCUCCAACACUGUGCCCAAAACCGCUGAGAACUUUCGACAAUUCUGCACCGGAGAGCACAAAGGCCCUAAUGGCCGCCCACAGGGGUACAAGGCCUCUAAAUUCCAUCGCGUGAUCAAAGCAUUCAUGAUCCAAGGAGGCGACUUCUUACAUGCAGACGGCACAGGAACUACCAGCAUUUACAGUCUCAACGGCUCAUUCCCAGACGAAUCAUUCCAGCAUAAGCACACCUGUGCAGGUCUAUUGUCCAUGGCGAAUUCGGGCCCUAAUACCAAUGGAUGCCAAUUCUUUAUUACCUGUGCACCAACCCCAUUCUUGGAUGGUAAACAUGUUGUUUUUGGGCAGGUCAUUGAGGGUAUGGAUGUGGUUAGGAUGAUUGAAUCUACUAGGACUGGCGGCCCAGGGGGAAGAGGGUCUGGAGAUCGUCCUGUCUUGGAUGUGAGGGUGGCUGAAUGUGGUGAGAUGUGAGGAAUAGUGGGUUCUAAUCACGACAAAUCACCAAAAAAUCACCAAAAUCCAAUGAAACGAUGAUUGAGUAUGAAGUUCAUGUCAUUGAAAUGCUCAAGAUAGCACCAAUCGCUGCAU
Exophiala mesophila is the source of this 774-nucleotide messenger RNA. RefSeq lists its product as uncharacterized. Gene Ontology annotation, biological process: protein peptidyl-prolyl isomerization; protein folding. The record is from RefSeq and is a predicted model, not a curated record. Gene Ontology annotation, cellular component: intracellular membrane-bounded organelle. Bases 79 to 657 code for a protein of 192 amino acids. NCBI's taxonomy places the organism in Eukaryota, Fungi, Ascomycota, Eurotiomycetes, Chaetothyriales, Herpotrichiellaceae. Gene Ontology annotation, molecular function: peptidyl-prolyl cis-trans isomerase activity. The transcript is spliced from 3 exons.